UUCGCAUAUUCCAUUGUUGAAUCAACUCACGGACUCUUCACCGAAACAGAGAAUUAUUCUCUCUCAAAGAAUCUUCCCAAGCACCAUUUUCUAUCUCUUCCCUGUCGCACAAGCCUCAUCUCUUUCUCUUGUCUCGCUUACAAACCUUAAAAAUCAAACCCGGCAAAGCUUAACAACAAAAAUGGCGAAUCUUCACGUUCCAAACGAAUUGAUUUCAUUUCCAUUCUCUGAUUUACCAGAAGACGUCCAGGUCUGUAUCCUCUCCUUCCUCACCCCCUCCGAGAUCGCUUCAUUCGCCUGCACAUCGAAACGUUCAUCAUCGCUGUGCCAAAACGACGGCGAGCUCUGGUUCUCCAUGUGCGACCGCCGAUGGGGCUCCAGUACCCAGAUCGACAAAUGGGGCAACGGAAAAAUCACAUACAAACAGCUCUACAAAACCCUAGCCGAGUACGAGAAUUUGAUCGGUUUCUGGCGCCGCAGCGGCAACACCGGCGUCAAUUCGCCGCCUCUCGUCUUCUUCGAAUGGGGUCCGUCCUUCAUCACUGGCUCGAGGGUUUCGCCGUCAAAGGCUGGCUCGUAUCGGGUCAUGAAGGCUCCGUUUUUGUGGAUUAGUGUCGCUUCAAACGGCGAGCCUGUCAAUUUUCUUGAUCCCGAGUGUCGGUUCGAAUUAUCCGACGAUUUGAUCAAUUCCGGUGAUCUGAUUCGGGUCAAUAUUGGGUUUAUGGGGAAGAGUCACGUUGUUGUGGAGGAACAUCUGAGCUUUGCGUAUUCGAAUUCACCCAUGGGAAGGAAUAUUGGGUUUGGGAGAGUGUCCAGCUUGGGAAAUGUGGUUGGAGAAGAGUAUGGAGUCGUGGAGGAUGUGGUAGGGGCACAGAGUGGGUCACUGGGAACCUCACCGGAUCGGUUGAUGUCGGAGAUUUACCAGUACUUCGCAAACCGGACGAAUCCCGGGGGAGAUAGGGCGUCAAGGAAGCAGAGGAAGAGAGAGAAGGAGAGGCAGGGGAGGAGGAAAUGGGAGCCGGAGCAUUUUGUGAAGAUUGUCAAUUGUUCUCCCACGGCAUUGCGGCCAUUGCAGGGUUUGUGGAAGGGUAUUUGUGAUGACAUGAACUUGGAUUUUUAUCUUGUGGCAUAUGAUGACAUUGGGGGCAUUGCAUGCCGAAGGGUUGGUGAUUCGUCUACACCUUUCUCUGGAUAUUCUCCAGUGUUUUGGACGUCAAACACUAAAUUCAUUGAGUCUCCAUUUUCUUUCGAAGAAGAAAAUUUAUAUGAUAGUCGCAAACAUCUUCGAUCUCUUGCUGCAGCAGAUCACAUUCAAAGGCAAACCUCUUGGACAGAAAAUGAAGCGGUCUCACGCAUUCUUUAUAUCAAUUCAAGUUAUGACCUGGUACUUCCAGAUUUGGUAGGAACUUCUAACCCUCGGCAUGUAGAAGGAAGGAUAUGGCAAUAUAGGGAUGGGACAUUUGGGUUUGGGUUUAUUCGGGACAAUUACAUUAUAGACCUGAAGCAUAUUGCUCAAAAUGGUUGUCUUCUUGAUUCAGCGAAACUUUGUAGUGAUUGAAAUCCUUACUUAGGAUCAUUUAUGUACAAAAGGGUUUGUAUUCGGAAGCCAUUAAUGCAUUCUGGCACCACUGUAACAUAUUUAUCGUCAAUACAAUAAUGUCAAUUUGUUAAUAAUAUCUGUGCAUAUUGUUCUUUA
Cornus florida is the source of this 1696-nucleotide messenger RNA. Its product is annotated as F-box protein At3g12350-like. The record is from RefSeq and is a predicted model, not a curated record. Gene Ontology annotation, biological process: SCF-dependent proteasomal ubiquitin-dependent protein catabolic process; gibberellic acid mediated signaling pathway. The coding region runs from base 182 to 1558 and encodes 458 amino acids. NCBI's taxonomy places the organism in Eukaryota, Viridiplantae, Streptophyta, Magnoliopsida, Cornales, Cornaceae. Gene Ontology annotation, cellular component: SCF ubiquitin ligase complex. Gene Ontology annotation, molecular function: protein binding. The transcript is spliced from 2 exons.